CCUGUUAGGGUGUUAGUGUUCAACAAGACUAAUAUAAUACUGUUUAUUAAAUCUGAUAAUGGCGUAUGCGAGAUUUCUUGUGCAGGGAUGUAUUGAAUUGGUGAUCAUAAUCGCAAUAUGUCCAAAAGAAGGAAUUUUCGACGAGAAAAUAGCCAGUAUUAAUGACACAAAUGUGGAUCUCGUCUUCGAAUUCAACAAUACUUUUCAUAAUAUAAUUGUUUGUAAAAAGUCGGCACUCAUUGGAAGAUGUAUGGUCUUCGAUCGAUUUCCUGAUUGCUACACAUCUGAUUCGGCAGUAUUUAAGCUCUCUGCGAAUGUUAGCAUCAUGGUUGUGUUGACUCUCAGAAUACUUUUUUUCAAUGAGUCAAUGACAGGAAAUUACAGCUGUUACGAUCGUUACAAAGAUCAAGUACAAACUAUCAUCAUGAGCACUCCUGUGAACCUGACAUCAGUGUUAAUGACUCCGAACGCCCAAACGUUUCCAAAAUACAACGAGCCCGCCCUUUACACGUGCACCACAUCGUCAACCAAACCAGGUGCGACGAUACAUUGGUUUGAAGACGUACGCAACAUCACCGACAUGUCGAGUUCUACAUAUGACUCUUACAUUUCGACAAGUGUCCUUAGAUAUCUUCCAAUGGCCAAACGUGAAGCGAACGUUUCCUGCGUUGCAAUGUACAAGUACCGAGAACACCACAUAUCUAUUAUGAAAUCAACAAAAGUCUUUGUACAAUUUCCCGUUUCCAAACCAACAAUUUCAAUGUACAACGUCAAUGUAUCAGACACAAUCAUAGUUCUAGAGGGGGAAACGGUUCGAGUUCAAUGCCUCUCUGAGGGAUUUCCUACCCCUGCGUAUGCCUGGAAUUUUAAAGGGCACAUAACAGAUGGUCACAUACUAGAGUUGAAAAUCAAACGAACAGAAAAUGGAAGUGCACUGAGGUGCUCAGUAUCUAAUCUAUUGCUGACGAUAAACGGAAGCAAAACUGCCACGUCAUAUACGUAUUGGGCGGACAUCGUUCUCCAAGUAUUGUAUAAACCCGACAAACCAGCAGUUCUCGUCAAAACCUGCAACAAUACCAGUGUUCCUCUGAAUGGGUCUCUGACAUUGCUUGAAGGAGAAAGCUUUGAAAUGUCAUGUUCUGCACAUGGAUACCCUAUGCCUGCCAUUAACUGGAUUCCGCGACUUGACGGCUACGAGAAUAUACUCAGAUCGAAUCGUGUUUCUUACAAACAAAGAGGGACCUAUGCGUGUGUUGCAGAGAACGCCAUGAACAUUACUGCUACUGGUAAAAUAGUUGGGCGGAAUAAUGUAACGGUAUUCUUGGAUAUUAGAGCACCUCCGCAUCCUCCUGAACAGGCUCAUGUUUUAGCUGACUCAUUGACCGAGAAUUCCGUAAAAAUAGAGUGGGUACCAAGCAAAAACGGUGAUAUCUCUGAGACAUUCACUCUACUUUGGAAAGAGGAAAAUAUACAUUACUGGAAUGCAAUUACCAUCCCUUCGCCUACAACGAGUUUUUAUUUGCAAGGCUUGGUACCAGGAAAGAAGUACGAAGUAAAAUUAACGGCUGAAAAUAUUGCUGGAAAAUCAAACGGAACCGACAUAGUCGCCUUUCAAACUGACACUUCCGCGCAAGUUGCUUCUAUUGUUGGAGGAGUCGUUGGCGGCUGUUCCGGACUUGGGAUCAUGUGUGCGCUGACUUUCGUAAUAUACCGAAAAUACCUUGUGGGGAGAAACAAACAGCCUUUGCAAAGUAAUGCAUACGAGGAUAUAACGAAGGCAAGAUCACCAACAAUGGACCUCGAAAGCUAUUAUACAUCAGCUGGUCCAGUGAGCGAAUGCUAUGAGGAAACCGGUUUCCAUGGACGAAUCAACCCCACUUACUUAAAAGAUGUGCCACAAGAACAAGAGGAAAGCUACGAGUAUGUAGCGAACCCCAAGUCGAAGAAGAAAGACGUGACGCCAACGCAGUACGACAGCCGUAUCUAUUCGAAUUAGCCGGGACAGUGGAGAAAUUAUUUCGCUAUGCAUUUAACCAAUAUUGCAUCAAGGAAAUAACGGAACCAUCACUUAUGCUGUGUUGAUAAAUAAGCGAUGGCAAUACAAGUAUAUGUACAUAUACACUUAAUGAAACCUUUACGGAUUUUAUUUCAAUAUGGGAUGAAUAGCUUUAUGAUAAAAUCUGGACCUAUUUGUGUGGGCAUUGUCAUGUCUGAUCAUUAAACACAUAACCGAAUCGUUGUUUCUGGUUGGAAAGCAUUGCGAGUUGAAUUUGCAAUUAUAAAUUCAAAACGUUGUUGUAAUGCAAUAAUGUGCAGUAUAUGCGGUUAUAGUUAUUACUCCGUUGUGUUUUAAACUUCCGUAACCACUUUAUGCUGUAGAAACUCUUUAUUUUCUGAGCCAGCUUUCACAAAUUCAUGUGUCGAAAUGCCA
Dreissena polymorpha is the source of this 2431-nucleotide messenger RNA. RefSeq names its product hemicentin-2-like. Gene Ontology annotation, molecular function: cell adhesion molecule binding. The transcript is spliced from 10 exons. Gene Ontology annotation, cellular component: cell-cell junction. The coding region runs from base 59 to 1996 and encodes 645 amino acids. Lineage: Eukaryota; Metazoa; Mollusca; Bivalvia; Myida; Dreissenidae. Gene Ontology annotation, biological process: cell-cell adhesion. The record is from RefSeq and is a predicted model, not a curated record.